AUGAGCUACGGCGAAUACCCCGAACUUGACGCCUUCCAACAGCGCUGGACCACAACAACAGACUCACAUCAAACCACGACUUCCGUUUUCCUGGCCGCCAUCGUCGGUGCAUACGUCCUGUUCAAGUCUCUGGAUUAUCUCGGCUUUCCCGUUGGAUUUUACCUACGCCGGUUUCUCAGGAUGGCGACGAGUGUCUUGCGCUCACGCGGCUCGUCUUUCGGUUCCGCGUCCGGAUCGGAAGCGACUGACGACGGGGCGACGCAGAAUGGAGGCAUGUUUGGAAGCCUCUUUGGCAUGAGCCCUGGGAAUCUGCUGCAGAAAGGCGUGCGAGGCGUUGCGAGCGCUCUCUCCAUAGGACCCAGCGACGUGCCACCCGGUCUGGGCAACAUCAGCAACUCCUGCUACCAGAACAGCGUUAUCCAAGGUCUCGCCUCCCUUCCGGCACUGCGCGACCAUCUUGCCAAAACCACAUCCGAACACUCCUCGCUUUCUCCCGAAAGUACAAAUGGCGCGUUAUUCGAGAUUAUCACAAAGCUAAACGACCCUGAGAAUAAGGGGCAACACUUCUGGAUCCGAGGCAAGCUGAAGUCGAUGAGCACGUUUGAGCAGCAGGAUGCACAGGAGUAUUAUAGCAAGAUACUGGAUGCGCUGGAUGAAGAGGUCAAGAAGACUGCGAGCAGUAAGAGGCGAUCCUCAGUCUCCUGGCUGGAAGUUACAAAGAGCCUUAGCGACUUACCAAACGCAGAUGAAAAAGCGCAAGAAGGCUCAAAAGAUGGCAAGGAGAAAUCGGAGACGCAAGCCGCACAAGUCCCACCGAACCCUCUUGAAGGCCGCCUCGCCCAGCGCGUUGGCUGCACAUCCUGCGGAUACUCGGAAGGCCUUACACUUAUCCCCUUCAACUGCAUCACCGUCUCGUUAGGAAAGAACCACGGAUACGACAUACGAGAAUGUCUUGACGAGUACACGACCUUGGAGUUCAUUGACGGUGUCGAGUGCGCAAAGUGCACACUGCUGAAGCUGCAGAGGGCUCUCGCCCCCUUGGUUGCCCAUAAGCCGGAAUCGCCAUUGAAGGCCAGACUUGACGCUGUGAAUGAGGCUUUGGAAAAGGAGGAUUUCGAGGAUAAGACACUACUGAAGACUCUGAAUGUGCCCAAGAAGAACUGGGUGCAGAGCACCAAAUCCAAGCAGGCAGUGGUGGCGCGCGCACCCCAGUCAUUGGUGCUUCAUGUCAACCGCAGCAGCUUCAACGAGUACACUGGUAUGCCGUUCAAGAAUACGGCGGGUGUAUCGUAUCCUAGCGUACUGGACCUAGGGAAUUGGUGUCUAGGCGGUGCACCGGCUGGAUCCGAAAAGCCUGCCGCGCCUGAAGAAGAGUGGCCAAGAGACCCCAGGGAGUCCAUGCUGACGAGGAGUGAGCCAGUAUCCGACUCGCCCUUCCGGUAUCGCUUACGAGCCGCUGUCACACACUACGGUUCGCAUGGUAAUGGCCAUUAUGUGUGUUAUCGGUCGCAUCCAAGGGUUGCCAAAAGUGAAGCGGUGGAUGUUUCAUCGACAGAGGACAAUGGCGAAGAAAGUCCAGAACAACAACCGCAUGAAGACGCUCCCGUUUCCCCGUCAGAACAGUGGUGGCGCUUCAGCGAUGACAGUGUUUACCCUGUUUCUGAAGAAGAGGCGCACCAGGGCAAUGUCUUUAUGCUUUUCUACGAGCGAGUAGAUGCGUCGUCGCCCCCUGGAUCUGCAACGGAGAACCCCAUGAUAGCAGAGGACGCUCCCCUACCACCGGUCAAUGCAGCCGCGUACGCACAGACAGGCGUAGACGAAGAAGCCAUUACCAUUGCUCUACCAAGCGACGACGACGACGACGACCUCAUCCCUGCUGAAUCAACCCCUAAACCACAACCACCUCAACUUGCGGUAUCGCCAACCAAGGAGCAAUCAGCAGAAGAAACUGCCGACUCCUCAUCC
Molecule: messenger RNA, 1965 nt
Organism: Exserohilum turcica Et28A
Lineage: Eukaryota; Fungi; Ascomycota; Dothideomycetes; Pleosporales; Pleosporaceae
Exons: 1
Biological process (GO): protein deubiquitination
Cellular component (GO): nucleus; cytosol
Molecular function (GO): cysteine-type deubiquitinase activity; cysteine-type endopeptidase activity
Source: RefSeq, a predicted model, not a curated record